CGUCUUUCACAAGAGGCGUUGCUCGUCGGCCGCGGCGCUACUCUGCAAGGGAAAAAAGAAAUUUCCGCUUCCUGCACCGAUAAACAACUAACGCAACUUAAAAGAACAUUUGCGGCGAGUUAUUGAGUAACCACGAAUACAACUUUCCGUACCCCAACAUUGGGCGAACCUCGCUUCUCGUGUACGGAUGAUUCUCGUGCAAUAGCGGAUCUGCGGUUCAACAACUGGCCGUUUGAUUUGGCGUUCUUUUACUAUUUUUAAACAUAAGGUACCUCCAGUAUGUCGGAGCGAGGAGGGCUCCCGAGGACUGGAGGCGUACCGUCUCCGCAGCCCUCCAAACCGGUGGCGAUCACCUCCAAUCGCCCGGUGCAUAUGAACCUGUACGCCACCUGGGAAGUGGACCGAUCGUCCCCAAGCUGCGUACCGAGGCUCUUUAACCUGACGCUGAAGAAGCUCGUCAUGCUGAAAGAGCUGGAUAAAGAUUUGACCUCCGUGGUCAUCGCCGUUAAACUCCAGGGCUCAAAGCGAAUCCUUCGUUCCAAUGAGAUCCUGUUGCCAUCAACUGGCCAGACAGAAACAGACCUGCAGCUCACUUUCUCAUUACAAUAUCCUCACUUCCUGAAACGAGACGCCAACAAACUUCAGAUUAUGCUGCAGAGGAGGAAGAGAUACAAAAACCGAACAAUCCUUGGCUACAAGACUCUCGCCCUCGGCCUCAUCAACAUGGCAGAGGUGAUGCAGCACCCGACCGAGGGCGCUCAGGUUCUGGGUUUGCACAGUCAGCUGAAGGAUGUGUCAGUCCCUGUCGCCGAGAUCAGAGUUUAUUCUCUCUCCAGUCAGCCCAUCGACCACGAGGGGCCAAAAGCCAAGAUGAAUGAUCGUUCUCCAGACAUUGAUAACUACUCGGAGGAAGAGGAGGAGAGCUACUCGUCUGAGCAAGAGGGCAGUGAUGACCCCGUUCACCAUUAUCUAGAUGAUGAAGAGGACGAAGUUAGGAAGAAGAAACCCAGACGCAAACUCACUUCUAACGCAUCCAUCACAAGACAACCUAACAUCAAGCAGAAGUUUGUGGCCCUGCUGAGGAGGUUUAAAGUGUCAGAUGAGGUGGGGUUCGGGUUAGAGCACGUGUCCCGCGAGCAGAUCCAGGAAGUGGAAGAGGAUCUGGACGAAUUAUACGACAGUUUAGAAAUGUACAACCCAAGCGACAGCGGCCCUGAAAUGGAAGAGACGGACAGCAUCCUCAGCACUCCAAAACCCAAACUCAGACCUUUCUUCGAGGGAAUGUCUCAGUCGAGCUCUCAGACAGAAAUCGGGAGUUUGAACAGUAAAGGGAGCCUGAACAGAGACACCUUCAGCCCUGGUGAGCAGCCAACUACAGAUAAACUCAAACACUCCCGCAGCCGCAACCUGGAGGAGCCACUGUCAGAGACAGACACCCUGGAGCUCAAUGAUCAGGAGUUGUUUACUGAUGUCGGACCCUGCAUAACAGUGUCCGUGGCUGAGAAACCUCGCACACCUUUAAAAACCAGCAAGAAUGAGGUGCAGUCCAUGCCGUCACCCAGGCUGGAGGGAGGACAAACACCCCGGAAGCGCAGCACUCCUCAGAAGGACCGCCAGCUCUCUAAACCGCUGAGUGAACGAACAAACAGCUCAGACAGUGAGAGAUCACCUGAGCUCGCCCACAGCACACAGGUCCUCAGGAAGGCUGUGUACGAUCAGUUGAAUCAGAUUCUGUUAUCUGAUGCAGCGCUUCCAGAAAGUCUCAUUCUGAUCAAUGGCACCGAUUGGCAAGGACAGUAUGUUGCAGAUCAGUUGCAGGUUCAAAAGCAUCCUGUGGUGUGCACGUGUUCUGGUGCAGAGAUCCAGGCAGUUCUGUCUGCUCUACUUACACGGAUACAAAAAUUUUGCAACUGUAACUCCUCUAUGCCGCGGCCAGUGAAGGUGGCGGUGGUGGGGGGUCAGAACUAUCUGGGCUCUGUUCUGCAGUUCUUCGUCACUCAGUUGGCCAAUAAGACAUCUGAUUGGCUCAAUCACAUUCGCUUCCUGGUUAUACCUUUGGGUUCUCAUCCUGUUGCUAAGCACCUGGGUGCCCUUGACAACCGCUACAGUGCAUCGUUUUUGGAUGGAGGAUGGAGAGACCUGUUCAACCGAUCAGAACCGCCACAGACAGAUUUGGUGGAUGUAGCAUCUCGUAUUGCUCUGUACAUCAGUGGGGCAGUUCUCACCCACCAGCUGCCCAUCGCUGAGGCCAUGCUCACCUGCAAGCACAGGACAAGGGAUGAAGAUUCCUAUCAGAAAUUUAUCCCUUUUAUUGGGGUGGUGAAAGUGGGAUUAAUUGAGCCCGGUCAGUCGUCUGCAGGUGACAUGGAGGAAGGUGUAGCUGUGAGCCUGGCUGUCCCCUCCACUUCUCCACCCUCCCAUGGUUCACCUGCCAGUCUGAAAGAGACAGCCACGCCCCCUUCUUCUCCAUCAAUAGGUGGUGGUUUGGCUGUACAGGGGAGUCCUAGUAUGUCUCACGGGGUGGAUGCCAUUGGACUGCAGGUGGAUUACUGGCUGGCGUCUUUGGCUGACAAGCGUCGAGAAGGAGAGAGGAGAGACACGGGUUGUAAGAACACUCUGAAGAGCGCCUUCUGGUCCCUGCAGGUCACCCGAUUGCCAGGAGGGGGCGCCAGCGAGCCUCAAGCGCCUGGAAACACUAUGGCCAUGACAGUGGUCACCAAAGAGAAAAACAAAAAAGUUCCUACUAUUUUCCUGGGGAAGAAACCUAAAGAGCGGGAGAUGGACUCUAAGAGUCAAGUCAUUGAGGGCAUCAGCAGGCUGAUUUGUUCAGCCAAACAGCAGCCGACCAUACUAAAAGUUACUAUAGAUGGAGGCGAGUGGAAUGACGUAAAGUUCUUCCAGUUGGCAGCUCAGUGGCCGACUCACGUCAAGUAUCUCCCCGUUGGAUUGUUUGGCUACAGCAAACCACCCUCUUAGGAUGGCCAGCUUUCUAACCCGCGUCUUCAACCCACAACCUACACACACCAUUGCACACGGCUGCCAGAAUGCUGGCCAGUCGUAGUAUUGAGACGGGGCUGUGUCAUGGUGGGUAGGUGUAGUUAAAGAAGUUAGAUUCGGUGGGUUAAUAGACUUUUAUCAGCGCUAGUCACUUUUAUUUAUCGAAAGGUCCCAAAGCCACAUAUGGGGGCCAAGCACAAAAUUAAAAAAGAAAACAUCAAGCUGAUCUCUAACAGCAUGACAUAAAUCACAUAAAAACCUGAAUAUGACCAUUGACAUCAACGAUGAAACCUUGUGGUUUUAAAGCAUAGCUAACAAGUAGAAUUUAACCCUUUGUAAAUGUACCAUGGUAGACAUAUUUUUUGCCAAAAUACUAUAGUUACUAUGGUCAUUUUUUCUUUUCCUUGCAAAGCUUCCCCCGUACACACUAGAGAAACUUGAAAUACCUGAAUAGGAAUUUGUACGAAAAGCGAAAACUCUGGUGUGUAACCAUUUUGAUUGAGUCAAGAACUACGUUUACCAUGGUAUUUUUUUUAGGGUCUUCCUUACUGUGUUUUUGUCUCACUUGAGGGAAAAAAGCACAGAUGAGCAUUCCAAAACUUUCUGAGCUCUCUUCUUUAAAAGGGUAGAGUCACACACCUAUCUAUUGGAGGUGACACCACAAGUUCACCUGAUAAGUUGUUUUCAACGCAAAAUCUUUUGCUCUCACGUGCAACCUUCCCUCUAGUUGGCAAAGCUCAAAAAUACAUUAUUAGACCUCUAACCUGCAUGUCUUAAGCUACGUCAAUCAUAAACCACUAGCAAAGUUUUUUACACGUUAUUUUUUUACGUUAGUUCAAUGGUGCACUUUAUGUAUUCGUGCAUGUGUUGAGCUGUGCUAACCGUGCUGCUGUACUGUAGCUGGCGACUUACAUUUCCUUCAGUAUAUGGUUUACAUCAGCGAUUUUACAGAUUAUUCACAGUGACACAGUGCUUAAUCUAUAUAGCUAGAAUAUAAAAUAUUUCCAUUAGUUUUGUAUUAUUUUGUACACGGACUAUGCUUUUAUUGUUCGGAAGAGCUCUUGAUCAUUUAGUUUUGAGUACUUUUAAAGUGACCUUUUUAGCUUAAAUAUAUGUAGCUCAUCCAAUGGUUUUAUUUUUUAUUCCGUAAACCAUAUUUCCAAAGAUCGCUCCGGCCAAUAAGAAUGUAAACAUUUUAAAAGGGUUUUGAGAAAGAGUGUCACCGGCAACGUGGGUAAUAGUAACAAGUUACAGUUGAAUUUAUUUUAACUAAUAACAUCAUAUAGAUAAGCAAAAGGGCUGAAGCGGUGAAUUGACUAAAUUGGUGGUAAACAUUUCACAGACUGUGAUGUUAAAGUUGUGGCGUGGUCGGAAGAAUCAGGGGAAACGUUUUUGUUGAUUUUGUGCUCUUGUAUGAAUCUUUACAGUUUCAGAGUUACACAGAGAUGUACAGGAUUGACGUCCGGGCUAUUUUUAGUUGUCAAAUGCUAUGCACUUAAAGUGAACUCACCUUUACUCUUGCGCAUCUUCGUCCGAAGCACAACGUUUUUGUCAGCUAGCUCCGCAUACAAAAUUCUGUGUUACAACAAAUCUGGGAUCAGAUCCCCACCUGAGAUCAGUACUUUUAAACAUCAUGAGCAAUUUUAGAGCUACAAAGUCCCUUUAUUUGCUAGCGGUCACGUUAUUGUUGAAGGCAUCUUUCACUAAAGUAACGUUGAUCUAUUUUAUCUGGAACAUUUGUUGGAUCCUUGUAGGUGUUAGGUUAGGCAAAAUGUCACUGUUUGAAAUGUGGUUUUAAAAUAAUUACAAAACAAACAAUAAAAAAACGUUAUCUUUAAAAUGAUGUUGUGCCACAGUUAGGGUGAAACAAUUUGUGCUUGUUGGUUUGUGUGAGUACUUUUGGACAAUAGUGGUUACUGGUAUGAUUAGCCUGUGGUGUAAACUAAACAUUUUUCACUUCAGUCGCAAAGCAACGUUCAGCAUCUUUUCACCCAGCUUACUUCUGACAAUUGAAACUUGAACUGCUAAUAGAUUAAUAUAGAAUUGUUGUUACGUCACUAUUUGUAGGAUUUGUAAGAAAAGGGUGAAUCUCACAAAGCAAGUCAAAAACAUAUUAAAAUCCAAAAUUAAAAUUAUAUAUGGUUGAAAGUAAAAAACUUGUUUUAGGAACAGUAAGGUGCUUUUUCAUCCUGACAUUAAUUGAAAUUAAGCACAACAAUUCUUGCACUGGUAAAAAACAAGAUUCUCUUCAAUGGUGAUAUUUGUUGUAUGCUCAUUUAAAUUUAAACAUCAUUGUCUUACAAAAAGUUAUAGUCUUUUGGAUAAAAUUUGACCCUGGCAUGUUUCCGUGAGAUUCACCCAAAAUCAACUUUUUAAAAUUUUGGAUAACUGGUCAAAUUGUCCAUACCCUUCACAGGGAUGAAAAUAUCAUUUUCUUUGUGGCAAAAAAGUAUUAAGAACAGUAAAGUAUUAUACUCUAAAUGGGUCAAUUUUUGUGUUUUGCCUGCCACUUGCAGUGAUGUAUAGCAAUAGUUGUGUUUGAGUUGUGAAGCACAAGUGCUUUUCUUUUUUUUGUACAUUCAACACGUAUCAACACACCUCCUGUGACUGACCAUUUUCAAAAGAAUAAUAAACCAUCAAAAUGGUAACAUUUCUUUGGGUUAGGCUGACAAAGCAAAUAAUAGAUAAAAUAAUGUUAAUAUAUUCUAAAUUUAACCUGGUUUCUAAAUAUUUGUCUUGGUUUAAUGGCAUUUUGCAUUUAAAUAAUUACGUUAUAGUUGGUAAAUUCACUUUGAAUCUGAAAAGUUUUUAAAUUGAUUACAAUUCAAGGUCAUAUUGUUUAUUCAAGCAAGUAUUUUUAGAAAAUGCCCAUUUUAAAUCAUUUAAAUGAAGUUUCUUUUAUGCCGUUUCACAUACUGUAAAUUUUAAAGCUUGCAAAAUAAGCAAACCUAAAACUUUGAGAUGAGAAUCUGGAUAAAAACUAUAAUUUAAAAAAAAAUCUGAUUCAACACGAUCAAAUUUUAUAUCUUUACGUGUUCCUUGAAAAGCAAAGGAUUGGGGAAAAAGUGUCACUGCCAAAGAAUGUCAGCUGUUACAUUUUGUUUUUUGUUUGUGUUUUUGUGUGUAUGGAUGAAAGAAAGAUUUUCAGUAUUUAUUGAGCAGUCUGGGAGGAGAAUUGUCAAGUACCGAAUAUUUCCGAAUAAUUCAUUUCAGUAUAAAAUUGACAUGCUACAUUCCAUUCUGUUUUCAACUAAUACGAAAUGUCUAUUUUGUCAUUCCGUCAACAUGAACUGUCUCUUUAGCUGUGUGCUGUUUGGAGUCUGGUCUUUACCUGGCCGUAUCUGUCCUUGUACCUCUAUAUGUACCUGUGUUGAUUUGUAAUGUGAAAGUUCUACAAAAACUGUGAAGUGGAUUUGAGCAUUCUGAUUGGUCCUAUGAGCCAAUCAAAAUGGCAUCUGACCACUUCUUUAAAUACUUCUUGUCAAUGUAUUACAAUCUGUUCAAGGGUUAAUGUCCGAAUUCCACAAGCUUUGGAGUCAAACAGUAGAUUCGGCCAAAGUUAGCCCAAUUAAAGACAAGAAUCCACAAUAUUAAGACAUGAAAGACUAAGAAGCCAAGCUUGUGGAUAAGUAUUUUUGCACAUGCAUUUGUUAUCAGUUUUCUGCUUUUUGCCUUUCUGCCUCUAGACAAUAAUGCGUGUACAUAUCCAAAGUGCUUGUAAUAUGAACUGUUACUUUGUUGUGUUAUUUUUUUUAUUUUACAUGUUUUGUAGUACUUCUUUUUCAUAAUUGAGUUGUCAGUCAAUAGAUGUGGUAUGGACAGUGGAAGUGUUACUUGUAUUCUUUUUUUUAUUUAAUAAAACAUACCCGAUUUGUA
Messenger RNA from Paramisgurnus dabryanus, 6873 nucleotides. RefSeq names its product phosphofurin acidic cluster sorting protein 1-like. Lineage: Eukaryota; Metazoa; Chordata; Actinopteri; Cypriniformes; Cobitidae. Gene Ontology annotation, molecular function: transmembrane transporter binding. Gene Ontology annotation, biological process: protein localization to plasma membrane. The record is from RefSeq and is a predicted model, not a curated record.